AUGGAAACUUCAGGGAAGAACUCACUGAGAUUUUUCGCACUUGGUGGGGGGAAUGAAGUCGGAAGAUCAUGUCAUAUCUUGCAGUUCAAGGGCAAAACAAUAAUGCUGGACGCUGGUGUCCAUCCAGCUUAUCAAGGCUAUGCCUCAUUACCCUUUUACGACGAGUUUGAUCUUUCUACAAUCGAUGUUUUGCUGAUAUCACAUUUCCAUGUGGACCACGCUGCUUCUCUUCCCUACGUGAUGCAAAAGACGAACUUCCAGGGGAGAGUUUUCAUGACGCAUCCAACGAAAGCCAUUUAUAGGUGGCUUUUGAGAGAUUUUGUGAGAGUUACCAGUAUUGGAUCUUCGUCAGGCGGUCAGGAUGACAACUUGUAUACGGAUGAAGAUCUCGCCGAUUCUUUCGACAAAAUAGAAACCAUAGACUAUCAUUCCACAGUGGACAUCAAUGGUAUAAAGUUCACUGCAUUUCAUGCAGGUCAUGUCCUUGGUGCCGCUAUGUUUCAGAUAGAGAUUGCUGGCGUUAGAGUCCUCUUCACUGGUGACUAUUCUCGUGAGUUGGAUCGACACUUGAAUUCUGCUGAAGUCCCGCCUUUGCCUUCGGACGUUCUUAUCGUCGAAUCCACUUUUGGUACAGCCACCCAUGAACCGCGUGCGAAUCGCGAACGCAAACUUACUCAGUUAAUUCACUCGACGGUCAGCCGUGGAGGCCGGGUUUUGCUGCCUGUAUUUGCAUUGGGGAGGGCGCAAGAGAUUAUGUUGAUUUUAGAUGAGUACUGGUCUCAGCAUGCGGAGGAGUUGGGCGGAGGUCAAGUGCCGAUAUAUUAUGCUUCCAAUCUCGCUAAGAGAUGUAUGAGCGUUUUUCAAACUUAUGUCAACAUGAUGAAUGAUGAUAUUCGCCGGAAGUUUCGAGACUCGCAAACUAAUCCUUUUAUCUUCAAGAAUAUUUCAUAUCUUAAGAACAUCGACGAAUUCCAGGAUUUCGGGCCCAGCGUCAUGCUGGCUUCUCCCGGUAUGCUACAAAGUGGGCUUUCAAGAGAUGUUCUUGAAAGAUGGUGUCCAGAAGCUAAAAAUCUGGUGCUCAUCACUGGUUAUUCUGUUGAAGGUACAAUGGCUAAAUUUCUAAUGUUGGAACCCGACACAAUUCCAUCAAUCAGUAAUACAGAAGCUACCAUUCCGAGACGCUGUCAAAUUGAAGAGAUUUCUUUUGCGGCACACGUUGAUUUUCAGGAAAAUCUGGAGUUCAUUGAGAAGAUCAGCGCCCCAAACAUUAUUCUUGUUCAUGGCGAAUCUAACCCCAUGGGUCGUUUGAAAUCUGCUCUCUUAUCAAAUUUCGCCUCAUUGAAAGGCACUGAAGGGGAAGUGCACGUCUUUAAUCCGAGAAAUUGCGUCGAUGUCAUCUUGGAGUUCAAGGGCGUGAAAAUAGCCAAAGCGGUAGGGAAUAUUGUGGAUGCUAUACGGAAAGAGGAAGAAGUAGGCGUGAAAGAAGAGAAGAAGAACAAUACGGAACAACAUACGGAGAAAGAAGUGGUUGAAGCAGAGGAGAAAGAAUUUCCAAGCGAGGAUGAGAAAGAAAUUAUUGUAUCUGGGAUAUUAGUGUCGGAUGAGAAGAACUUUGACUUGAAUUUAGUUUCAUUGACAGAUUUGAGGGAACAUCACACCGAAUUGACCACAACAGUUUUGAGAGAAAGGCAAACAGUCCAUGUGGACUGUAAAAAAGAACUAAUAUACUGGCACAUCUGCCAAAUGUUUGGGGAUGUAGAAGUCAUCGCUGAUGAGGAUGAUGUCACAAAUAGAAUCAAAAAGGACGACGUUAAAAUGGAAUUCGCUGACGGCGGAAGCGGUAGGCUAGUGCUCAAGAUCAUGAACGACAUAACUUUGACAAUUGUUGAUAACUUGGCCACGUUAGAAUGGAACCAAGGCCUGAUAAGUGACACCGUUGCAGAUUCCAUUGUGGCUAUCCUGAUGAGUGUUGAUUCGUCGCCCGCCAGCGUGCGAAUGAGCAGCAAGGCUUGCGAUCAUCACCACAAUCAUGAGAGCCCGAACAACUUUUUGGAGCAGCAGAAUAGUGUGUGGAAAGUGAAACAAAUAGCGAAACUUUUCAAAGAGCAGUUUGGAGAUACUUUCACUCUCCUACUGCAGAAGAGCGAAGAUCACAAGAAUGGAGAUGGAGAUAUUUACGGUGUGAUUACCAUCGGGAAGAGCACCGCCCGCAUAAAUUUUUCUCAGAUGAAGAUAGAAGAAUGCAAUUCUAAUCCAUUGAAGGGAAGAAUUGAGAGAAUCCUGGAUAUGGGAGCUGAUCUGACAGCACCUUUGUGCUGA
This is a messenger RNA of Torulaspora globosa, 2319 nucleotides long. RefSeq names its product cleavage polyadenylation factor subunit YSH1 (gene YSH1). The record is from RefSeq and is a predicted model, not a curated record. Gene Ontology annotation, cellular component: mRNA cleavage and polyadenylation specificity factor complex. NCBI's taxonomy places the organism in Eukaryota, Fungi, Ascomycota, Saccharomycetes, Saccharomycetales, Saccharomycetaceae. Gene Ontology annotation, molecular function: RNA endonuclease activity; RNA binding; 5'-3' exonuclease activity. Bases 1 to 2319 code for a protein of 772 amino acids. Gene Ontology annotation, biological process: mRNA 3'-end processing by stem-loop binding and cleavage. The transcript has a single exon.